CUGUCCAUAGGGCAAUGGCAGCAUUAGCAUUUCAAAGUUCGACGAGAGCAGACGCACACUACAUCAGUAUCAUCAUCAUAUUGCCAUGGAACGGAGUCAUCUUUAUUUGCCCACCCUGAGUUACGCGACCAUGGGUCACGUAUACGCCCCGUAUAACGGGAUCAGUUCACCCGCCACAACAUCACCAUUAUCAUCGUCAUCGAAGCCGGAACACAUCGAGGAGCUGGUGUCACAGCAGCUGCAUCAUCUGAAGAUGCAUUACGCCGACGAGGAGCAGCGCUACGUGGACCAGAUGCUCCUCGAGAAUCCCAUUGUGGUCGAACGCCGAGCACCGCCGCCCCUCAAAUCGGAGAUAGUCGUGGACCAAGGAUCCAAUUCGGGUUCCGGCUCAGAUCGAUCGGAUGUCAAGGAGGCCAAGGACGCACAGCGUCAGCGGGCAGAGUCGUGCCGCAAGUCGCGCUACAACAACAAGAUCAAGAAGGCCAAGCUGCGCUUCCGGCACAAGUUCGUCAGCGGGCAGCUGAAGAAGAGCGCCGUGAUGUUGAACACGAUGCGGGAUGUGAUCGCGCAGGCGGAGCGGCAGCUGCUCGACCGGGGCUUCCCCGCCUCGGCCCUCGAGCGGAUGCGCACCACCUUCGGCCUGGAGAUGGAGCACUGACUAACCACAAAACACACACCCUGAUAGGAACGGAUCCCUGACUAGUCCAGCAUUAGCCACACCACUUUUUUUUUUUUUCUUGUUGACUAUAUUUA
Messenger RNA from Drosophila elegans, 753 nucleotides. RefSeq names its product protein sisterless A. The transcript has a single exon. The coding region runs from base 86 to 658 and encodes 190 amino acids. NCBI's taxonomy places the organism in Eukaryota, Metazoa, Arthropoda, Insecta, Diptera, Drosophilidae. The record is from RefSeq and is a predicted model, not a curated record.